Molecule: messenger RNA, 1605 nt
Organism: Penicillium taxi
Lineage: Eukaryota; Fungi; Ascomycota; Eurotiomycetes; Eurotiales; Aspergillaceae
Product: Major facilitator superfamily domain general substrate transporter
Exons: 3
Coding region: 1-1605 (534 amino acids)
Biological process (GO): transmembrane transport
Molecular function (GO): transmembrane transporter activity
Source: RefSeq, a predicted model, not a curated record
AUGCAGUCUUACCUGCAAUAUCGUCGAUUGCGACGAGACGUGGAAGAUGACUUGAGACGCUCUCAAAAAGCCAAAGAUUCUUUCAUUCCACGUAACAGUACCUCCAGUACUCCUAUACUUAAUAAGCCUGGAGAUCAAGCUUUAGAGAAGCCAGUUGUAUCUCCAGAUACACCUCUAGUGUCGGGUAUUACUGUAUCGGAUGGAAUAUUCGUUGUCGGCUGGGGGGAGAAUGACCCUCAUGAUCCGCUGAACUGGUCUCUGAUGCGAAAAUGGUCUGUCAUGGUACUGGCCUGUUUCAUUGGUAUAGCAAUGACCAUUCCAUCUUCGGUUGAGGGUGCCGUCCAGGAUGCCUUCGACGAGUUUUAUGGUGUGAAUAGUAUGGCUGGGUCUAUGACAACUGGAAUCUUCCUUAUUGGUAUCGGUGUCGGCUCGUUAUUUUCUGGUCCGAUCUCAGAAACAUUCGGCCGUAAUGCUGUCUACUUCACGGCGCUUAUAAUUGUUAUUCUCUUUAUCAUGGCAAAAGCCCUCGCGCCAAACUAUGGUGCCGCUCUCGCAUUUCGUUUUAUUGGUGCCUUAUUUGAUGCUGCGCCAAUGACAGUCUCUGGAGGCACGGUCGGGGAUGUUUGGCACCCGAGAGAAAUUCCGUUCGGGCUACCCUUGAUCACCAUCGCUGCUUAUUCAGGUCCGAUAUUAGGCCCAGUGAUUGGUUCAUAUACCCCCAAGAUUGGAUUUGCUUGGGCUGACUGGAUAUCUAUGAUCAUUGCCGCAGCCGUACUUGUGAUUGUGAUGAUCGGUCAGCCAGAAACUUUCAGUCCCAUACUACUAGAAUGGCGGGCGAAGCAUUUACGCGAGCUAACAGGCGAUCAUAGAUAUCAGGCUAUGCAUGCGUCUGCUAACUCACUUAGUUCACGCCUAAUGAUUAAUGUAUCAAGACCAUUUCUCAUGGUCUGGACAGAGCCUAUCAUCCUUGUCUUAAGCUUUUACCUUAUUCUCCUUUACUUCGUUCUGUUCACUUUCCUUAACGGUUACCCCUAUAUCUUUGAAAAGGUGUAUGAUAUAUCUACCGAAUUGACUUUUCUUAUCUGGGUUGCGAUGCUACCUGGUGUUUUUGUUGCUCUGUCACUAGUUCCUUAUAUUUACGGGCUUUCAAAAAGAGCCGCUCGUAAAUCCGAGGAAGAGGGUAAAGGCUUGCAACCCGAAGUCUCCCUCUACUGGGCUAUGGCCGGUGCAUCGAUUCUGAUGCCGAUAUCCCUUUUCUGGAUGGCUUGGACUUGCUAUCCUAACAUCAGCAUUUGGUCUCCUAUUGUGGCAUCAGCAGUCUUUGGUUACUCAUUGGUUUGCAUUUUCACCACGACUUAUAUGUACAUCGUCUUUGUCUAUUUACAAAAUGCUGCCUCGGCAUUGGGAUUCAUGACUUUCUCGCGAUAUGUUAUCGCUGGUGCACUAACGCCUGCCAGUAUCAAGAUGUACGAGACCAUUGGACCUCACUGGUCCGUUACAAUUGUGGCAAUCAUUGCAACAAUCAUGGCCCCUGUCCCAUAUGUGCUCUUCAAGUAUGGCCAUAAGGUCCGAGCGAUGAGCAAAAAUGUGCAAAACAGGGCUUAG